AUGGAUCAAACGGUACGCUUGCGGGGAACCAACAUUCACCUGCCUAGAUUAGGCUUUGGUGUAUACCAGCUUAGAGCCCAGGACUGUGCAGAUGCCUGCCUGGCAGCGUUAAAUUGUGGAUAUCGACAAAUCGACUCUGCGCAGCUCUAUGGCAACGAAGCAGAUGUUGGGAGAUCGUUGCAGCAAUACCUCGAACAAGCGAAAGCACAACGCGAAGGCUUGUUCAUAACGACCAAGGUCGGUCGUCACGAAGGCUCUGUCGAGAAGACGUACCGCAGCAUAUUACGCAGUGUUAGACGCAUCGCGGGCGAAGACGGGUACGUCGAUCUGUUCCUCGUGCAUCGGCCCAUUCAGAGGCGCCAGGAGGUCUGGGUUGCGCUGGAGAGGCUGCUGGAGGAAGGAAAGACGAGGGCAAUCGGGGUCAGCAAUUUUCGAGCUGGGCAUCUGGAGGAGAUGAAGGGCUACGCCAAGGUCUGGCCGCCUGUUGUGAACCAGAUUGAGAUCCAUCCUUGGUGCCAACAAAGGGAACUGGUCACGUAUUGCCAGAAGAACGGGAUCCUUGUUCAGGCGUAUAGCCCGUUGGCCAGAGGGCAGAGAAUGUCGGAUCCGGCGCUGGCACGGGUCGUUGCCCGAGUGCGGCGGCGGGUCUUGGCCGGAGUCACGUCCGACUCCGAGACCGAAAGGGCAGGGCCCGGAGCUGCCGGUGCUGACGGUGAUGGUAUAGGAGGGAGAGCUGUGACUGAGGCACAGGUGCUUCUACGGUGGUCUGUCCAAAAGGGCUUCGUGCCGCUGGUGAAGAGCGGCGACCCGGCAAGGAUCGAGGAGAACGCCAAUGUCUUUUCCUUUGAGCUUGACGAGGAGGAAAUGCAACUCCUCGACGACUUAGACAUGGGUGCGCAGGGCGCUCUUUUUCCUGCCAACGUUAGCUAG
Messenger RNA from Colletotrichum siamense, 930 nucleotides. Its product is annotated as putative oxidoreductase. The transcript is spliced from 2 exons. Bases 1 to 930 code for a protein of 309 amino acids. Lineage: Eukaryota; Fungi; Ascomycota; Sordariomycetes; Glomerellales; Glomerellaceae. The record is from RefSeq and is a predicted model, not a curated record. Gene Ontology annotation, molecular function: oxidoreductase activity.